CUGGAUUCUCAAGCACUGACUCCUGAAUUACCCUGGCAACAACCAGGGGCCACAUCCCACCGCCUGCCCAGCGUCCAUCCAUGGGGAUGAGAACCAUGUCCCCCCCUGCCAUCUCACCCACUGAAGGGGACAAUCUCUGUGAGGUAGAUGUCACCAAUGUGGCCAUACACAGUGUGACACUGCUCAUCUGCCUCUGUGGGCUGGCUGGGAAUGGGGCUGUCCUCUGUGUCCUCAGAUUCUGUAUCCAGAGGGACACCAUCAAACCCAUCACUGCCUGCAUCCUUGACCUGGUCAUCAUCAACUUCCUCUUCCUCAUCUUCAUGGUUCCCUCCACUCAGCUCUUCCUGCUGCAGCAUUUGUCCCGCUCUGCCAUUGAACCUCCAGCAUACAUAAGCUUCCUUUUCCUCCUCUUCCUGCUGUUCUACAGCCUAGGGCUGUACUGGCUGAUGGCCAUCAGCAUCGAGAGGUGCAGGUCCAUCCUCUGCCCACGUGGGCUCUUCUGCCAUGUUCCCCAGCACCUCUCAUGGGUGCUGGUGAGUCCCGUGCUCUGCGCCCUUUCCAUCACUGUCAUCGCUGCCAUUUCUGCAGUGACUUCCCUGUGCAAGUCACAGGAACACAAGCUCUUGGGGGCUCUCAUCUCCCUCUACGUCCUCAACUGCCUCGUCUUUGCUCCAUCCGUGGUCAUUUCCUGCACAAUCCUCUUCAUUCAUUUCAAGGGUAGCUUCCAGCAGCAGCAAUUCAAGAGGCUCAACAUCAUUGUCUUCCUCACUGUGCUCCUCACUCUUCCCCUCAGUCUCUGGAAUUUCCUGCAGCAGCUCGGCUACACCACUGUGUCCCCUCAGGCUGUUCUGCUGCGCUGCAUGCACAGCACCAUCAACCCCUUCAUCUACUUCUCAGUUACAAAGUGCUGGAGGUGCUGCUCCAUGGAGUCCCUCAGGGAGUGUCUCCAGAAGGUCUCUGAGGCGCCAGAAGGAAGCACUGCCCCCAGUAAUGAUGCCAGCAGGGAUACGGGGGGCUGAGCCUGUUGAAUCCUUCAACUGCCCCGAUGCAGGACCAUGGGGCAAUGGCUGAGGGUUUCCUUGAGCCACCAGAUUACUAAAUUUCCAUGAUAUCACUCUCCUGCUCCGUAUUCCUGCAGGAGAAGGCAGCAGGGGCAUUGCCAAGGGCUAUGUGUGAGAAAUGCUCUGCGGGAAGCACAUUGGAGCAGGGCUUUGCUCCUCCCUCGCGGGUCCUAGAGCACUGUUUCCCAAACGGAUCCUUCCCAACAUGGCUGUGAUCCCAAAAUUCCCCCUGGCACUUGGUUCCUGCA
Messenger RNA from Vidua macroura (Pin-tailed whydah), 1309 nucleotides. Its product is annotated as mas-related G-protein coupled receptor member H-like. Gene Ontology annotation, biological process: G protein-coupled receptor signaling pathway. Gene Ontology annotation, molecular function: G protein-coupled receptor activity. NCBI's taxonomy places the organism in Eukaryota, Metazoa, Chordata, Aves, Passeriformes, Viduidae. Gene Ontology annotation, cellular component: membrane. The record is from RefSeq and is a predicted model, not a curated record.